AUGGUCAACCAUGCCUUCCUUCUCGGUGCCCUUGCUGCCACAGUAACUGGCGUUGUUGCCCAAGACAACGUCCGCUUCGGCAAUGCCUUUUCCCUCGGCGCUACAACCUCCUACAUCAUUGAAGCAGAAACCACUCUCUACCCUGGCAAGACCCAAAGCGGCGAUACACCUCGUCUAGCCCUCUGGCCCGGCAUGGGCACUGAUCAGGGCCAGCUCAUCCAAGCGAUCGUUCUGGGCUCUACCGAUGCCCAAGGCCAAAACUGUGGUGGUAAACCACAUGUGAGUGGUCAAUGGUGUGUCUUCGCCAGUGCACUGCAAAGUGGCACACAACUCCAAGGCGCCACCUUCCCCAUCAACUCGAACCAGGGUGCUAAGAUUCAUUGCAACAACACAGACAAGUAUGAUCAAGCAACAGGUAUCACCGCCCAAACCGUCAGUGUCGACGGCAAGGUUGUCUCCACUCUAUCGACCAAGUCCGGCAAGGCUAUUGGAUUUGGAACAGCCGAGGAGGCUCAAGAUCAGUUCAAAGGUGUUGUGUAUGAGCACUCGUAUGUCAACACUACUGUUGUUCUCGCUGCUGCAGACCCUCACUUCGCUGCUACUUUGGUCAAGAACGGAGCUACUGGUAGUCUCGUCACCAAAGACAACAAGACUUUCAAGGUCGACAAGAUUACCAUCGCUCAGCACAGCUUCUAA
Messenger RNA from Aureobasidium namibiae CBS 147.97, 696 nucleotides. RefSeq lists its product as uncharacterized. Bases 1 to 696 code for a protein of 231 amino acids. The record is from RefSeq and is a predicted model, not a curated record. The transcript has 2 exons. Lineage: Eukaryota; Fungi; Ascomycota; Dothideomycetes; Dothideales; Saccotheciaceae.